This is a messenger RNA of Mangifera indica (mango), 1776 nucleotides long. RefSeq names its product cytochrome P450 89A2-like. The coding region runs from base 57 to 1607 and encodes 516 amino acids. Gene Ontology annotation, cellular component: membrane. Gene Ontology annotation, molecular function: oxidoreductase activity, acting on paired donors, with incorporation or reduction of molecular oxygen, NAD(P)H as one donor, and incorporation of one atom of oxygen; iron ion binding; heme binding. The transcript has a single exon. The record is from RefSeq and is a predicted model, not a curated record. NCBI's taxonomy places the organism in Eukaryota, Viridiplantae, Streptophyta, Magnoliopsida, Sapindales, Anacardiaceae.
CAUAAAUUGUCUUCUAUGCCGGCCCUUACCACUAUCUUUCGUUACUCAUCUCAAAAAUGGAAACUUGGUUCAUCAUACUAUGCUCUCUCUCUGUUUCUGCUCUCAUCAAAGCCUUCUUCAACCUUCGCAAUUUCAACACCAAAAACUCCAACCACAAACUUCCUCCAGGCCCUUCCACCUUUCCCAUCAUUAGCAAUUUAUUGUUGCUCCGAAAGUCUACCUUGGAAAUUCGAUCAAUCAUCCGAUCUCUUCAUACUAAGCUUGGCCCUAUAAUUUCCCUCCAAAUCAACUCUAAGCCAGCAAUAUUCGUAGCUGACCGCUCUCUAGCUCAUGAGGCCUUGAUUCAAAACGGAGCCGUCUUUGCCGAUCGCCCUCCUCCCUCCGCUGUUGGAGGAAUUACUGGUAGUAAUCAGCAUAACAUCAACUCCGCUGCUUAUGGCCCCAAUUGGCGCCUCUUCCGCCGUAACCUUACGGCAGAAAUUCUCCAUCCUUCACGUGUCAAGUCGUAUUCACAUGCGCGCAAGUGGGUUUUGCAAAUUCUUCUUGAUUGUCUCAACUCUCAGUCAAAAUCAGGUGAGCCAGUUCGCCUCAUUGAUCAUUUCCAGUACGCUAUGUUUUGUUUGUUAGUGUUAAUGUGUUUUGGAGACAAGCUUGACAACAAGAAGAUUAAAGAAGUUGAGUAUGUUCAGCGACGCAUGAUGGUUAAUUUAAGCCGAUUUAGGAUUCUCAAUUUCUGGCCAAGAUUGACGAAAAUUUUGUUUUACAAACGGUGGAAAGAACUCUUGCAAUUUCGUAAAGAACAAUAUGAAGUAUUGAUGCCGCUGAUAAGAGAGAGAAGGAAGAUGAAAUUGGAGAGAUUAGAAAAGGCUAAACAUGAUCUUAAAGAAGUGAAUGGUGACUAUGUUUUAGCGUAUGUAGAUACGUUGUUUGAUUUGGAACUCCCGGAGGAGAAGAGAAAGCUUGAUGAAAAUGAAAUUUUGAGUUUGUCCACGGAGUUUUUAGGUGCUGGCACUGACACAACAUCGACAGCAUUGCAAUGGGUGAUGGCAAAUUUGGUGAAGUAUCCACAUAUUCAAGAGAAAUUAUUAGCAGAGAUUAAAGGGGUUGUUGGAGAUGAACAGAGAGAGGUGAAAGAAGAUGACUUGCAGAAGAUGCCGUAUUUGAAAGCAAUCAUUUUGGAAAGUUUAAGGCGUCACCCUCCUGCACAAUUUGUGGUGCCCCAUGCUGUAACGGAGGACGUAAUUCUGAAUGGAUUUUUGGUUCCAAAGAAUGCUUCAAUAAAUUUCAUGGUGGCAGAUAUGGGAUGGGAUCCAAACGUGUGGGAAGAUCCAAUGGAGUUUAAACCAGAAAGGUUCUUGAAUAAUGAAGAAGUGUUUGACAUAACAGGGAGCAGGGAGAUAAAAAUGAUGCCAUUUGGGGUUGGGAGGAGAAUUUGUCCUGGUCUUGGUUUAGCAAUGCUUCAUUUGGAAUAUUUUGUAGCCAAUUUAAUUUGGUACUAUGAGUGGAAAGCUGUGCAAAGAGAUGAGGUUAAUUUGGAAGAGAAGGUGGAGUUUACAAUGGUGAUGAAAUAUCCAUUGAAGGCUCACCUAAAUCCUAGGUUUAAAUAAAUUGAUUAGGGAUCUACACCUAUUGAUGAUCAUAUAUCAUGAUCUUUAUGCGGGGGAAUAGAAUCUCCUAUGUAUGUUAGCUUCUUUUGUAAGUUUGUACAUGGGAAGAAUCUUUAUUAAGACAAAACAUGUAAUUUUUAUUUUCGUUUUGUAACUUGAAUUAGAAUUA